AUGCUGGUGGCUAACUUUACCACCCGAAGGAUCCUCAUCAACAACGGUAGCUCUGCGGACAUUCUGUUCUAUGUGGCUUUCACCAGGAUGGGAAUUAACAUUGCACGACUACAACUGGCCUCGACACCACUGAAGGGAUUCUCUAGGGAUAUGGUGAAUCCCGAGGGAACUAUCACGUUGUUAGUCCUUACAGGCACAGUACCCUACUCCGCUGCCAUCAUGGUUGAUUUCCUUGUAGUGAAGGCCCUAUCAUCCUACAAUGAUGCUAUCACUGGCAGACCCGCCCUCAAUAGUCUACAGGCGGUCACCUUGACCUACCACCUCAAAAUGAAGUUCCCAACCCUGCAAGGUAUAGGAGAGGUUCAAGGGGAGCAGAUUGAAAAUACUCUUGCUUCCGCAACUUCACUUCCUGAUAAGAUUACAAACAUCUUCAUUCCGAAAUCUUUGUAA
Carya illinoinensis is the source of this 450-nucleotide messenger RNA. RefSeq lists its product as uncharacterized. The transcript is spliced from 2 exons. Bases 1 to 450 code for a protein of 149 amino acids. NCBI's taxonomy places the organism in Eukaryota, Viridiplantae, Streptophyta, Magnoliopsida, Fagales, Juglandaceae. The record is from RefSeq and is a predicted model, not a curated record.